Messenger RNA from Copidosoma floridanum, 1272 nucleotides. It is a transcript of the gene Nup37, whose product is annotated as nuclear pore complex protein Nup37. The record is from RefSeq and is a predicted model, not a curated record. Lineage: Eukaryota; Metazoa; Arthropoda; Insecta; Hymenoptera; Encyrtidae. Gene Ontology annotation, molecular function: protein binding. Gene Ontology annotation, cellular component: nuclear pore outer ring.
UUGACCGAUCGUGGCCAACACGCUGUCAGAAUCUGACAGUCAGAUUUCCAGAUUUUUGAGCUGAAAUGUGUACCUAGUACCUAGCACCUACUUACCUACUUAUCACACUUCGUAAACUAUUAAAUAAAAAUAAUACAAGAUCUCCGUGGAAUCAAAGUUUUAGUGUCAAAUUAUUGGUGACUAUUUUUUAGGUGUUAGCAAUAUAUAUACACAGACACGCUUGUAGACACAGUUUCUGGAUAUUUUGGAACAAUUCAUAAUUAAGCAAGAGAUUUCAAAAUUAAUUUAAGAUAAACGAAUAUAAUGGAGGAAACACAAAUAGAAUCACCGAGUUUUAAAUUGAAUUUUGAAAUGCAAAUUCAUUGUGUCGAGUGGUCACCUUAUGAAUGGUCUGAAGAUCUUAUUUGCAUUGGCUUGGAAAACAAAAUAAUUAUUGCCUCAAUAAAGUUUCAAGAGGAAGAUAAUCAACUGGAAGACAUCAGUUAUACUCAGCUCAAAGUGUUUAAUCCUGAAGGAAGAGUUCACGCAAUUGCUUGGAGUCCUGAAACAUCGUUGAGUGUAGUUCCUAAAUUAUUAUCGUUUUCUGUAGCUAGUGCUGAUUUUAAAAUUAGGUUGUUCAAUAGCAAUUUGAUUGAUGAAAGCGCUGUAGAGAUAUUAGAGGGUCAUAAAAACUAUGUAAAUAGUAUUGCUUAUGAUGGUGAUGGUGAACUUCUGGCAUCAGUGUCUGACGAUCUCACUUGCAAACUCUGGGCAAUUAAAGAGAAUAGAAGCUGUAUCUUGUCAUUUGUGUUAACGGCCCCAGGAGUGGCUGUUAAAUGGCAUAAUGAGGAACCUGGAAAGUUGUUGGUUGCUGAAAAGUUGGGCAUUAUACGUAUGUACAACGUGAGGAGUCAGCAAGCCAUCAUGUCCAUGGAUGCCAGUAAAGUGCCACUAAUGACAGCAGACUGGAGCCCAAAUUCUUUGAAGGUCGCUUGUCUAGCUGCUGGAGAACUCUGUUUGUUUGACGUGUCAAGGCCAAGUCGAGCACAAGAGACUAAAACACUUCAUCUGGAAGGUGGUACAGUGAUGAAGUUUUCUCCAGCUAACGAAAAUCUAAUUGCAACUAUUGGUCGGCCUGAUAAUAAUGUAAAAGUCGUUGAUAUCAAAGCAAAAGAAGUUCAAUUAUGCAGUCGCGUUCGACUUUAUGGUGGACUGACUUGGCAUCAAAGGUUACAAGUAAUUUGUGCAGGAAGUGACAGAAAAUUGCUUUUCUGGAAAGUACCGAAUAAAUGA